AUGUCGACCGGACGCAAGGUCUUCCACUGUGCCGUGGACGAGACGGCCCUGUCCACCAAUAUUAGCGAAAUCAAGAAAUGGACUGCUAAUGGUGCUAUUGAUCUCGUGGUUCCUCUCUACACACUUGAACGACUCCAUGCGCUGAAGCGAGCGGGAUCGCAGGUCGCCAUCAAUGCCCGCGAGGCAGUCCGCUUUCUUGACCGGGUCACUUCCGGCAAAGAUCACAUCGCCGCCGACCGAGUUCUCCUCCAAGGCCCCAUGGAGCAAUACGAACGCUGGGAGGAGGCUGAGAAAUUCUUCCUGCCGGAAUUUGAAGAGGAGCCCGAGGUAAUUGACGAAGCAAUUACCAAUGGCGAGCCGGCAAUCGAACCUAGCACCGAUGAUACUUUGACCAAGAACGAGUCGGAUGAUCUGUCGCAGAUGCUCUUGUCCAAGCUGAACUUCAAGAAGGACCCGGAGGCUGUCUCGAUCACCUCCGUCGGCACCCCCAGUGGACCUGGAUCGCGCACAUCCUCUCGCAGCUCCCGUACCAGCCCCGAGUGCGCCCAGCACGAGUCCAGCAGUGGAACAAAGAAUGACAAGACCAAGAGCAAGUCUUCCAGGCAUCAGCGCACCAUCUCCGGAACCGUCAUCCCGACCGCGCCGCCCGCUCUGCGCCCAUUGCUGAGCGCUCUGCUCUGGCGGUUGCAUACCGGCCCCGAUGCUGAGAACUCUGCCAAGACCUGCAUCCUCAUCUCCAAUGACCGUGCGACCCAGGUGUGGGCUCAGAAGUUUGGCAUUGGUGUGAAGAACAUUCUGCAGCUACGCACCGCUAUCCAGUACGAGGAGCGUGAGUACAAAAACCGCUGCAAAUAUGUCGAGAAAACCCAGACCCAACCCGCCGAGCCGAAGACAUUGUUGUCCUACGAAGAAGAGAGCGAUGAAGAUGAGCUGGUGUUCGUCCCCCGCGGUCGUGGAAAAGGAACCCCCCGAGGUGCUUCGCGUGGUGGGGGUCAGCGAAAGGCUGCCCCCAAGGCUGCGCCACCUGUUGAGCAUGCUGCCACUGUGGAAGUUCCUACCAAGCCCAUUGAUCCGGACUCUUUCAGCCGGUCUCUGGGCGGUGCAACUAAGCCGCCCACUGUAGAUUCGAGCGUUCAACAAGGGGCCGCCGGUGCCACCAGUGCGCCCCGCGGUAACGCUGGAGCCUCUCGCCGCUCAUCUAAUGGUCGCCGCGGUGGAUCCUCGCGCGGUGCACGAGGCAAUGGUCGUGGCCGUGGUAAGCUCUGGGUUCCUUGA
Molecule: messenger RNA, 1275 nt
Organism: Penicillium robsamsonii
Lineage: Eukaryota; Fungi; Ascomycota; Eurotiomycetes; Eurotiales; Aspergillaceae
Exons: 2
Coding region: 1-1275 (424 amino acids)
Source: RefSeq, a predicted model, not a curated record